CAGCGUUGCAUAAAUAAACAAAAUCCCGGAAAUUCUUGUUGGAUUUUUAUAAUUUCCAAUUAGAAAAUGGGUCGCAGGAAGUCUAAGAGAAAACCAGCACCUAAAAGAAAGGCAAUUGAACCUUUGGACAUACAAUUUAACUGCCCGUUUUGUAACCACGAGAAAUCCUGUGAUGUUAAAAUGGACAAGGGUCGAAACACAGCUCGGAUAACAUGCAGGGUGUGUUUGGAAGAUUUUCAAACAACAAUAAACUUUUUAUCCGAACCUGUGGAUGUUUACAAUGACUGGAUAGAUGCAUGUGAAUCUGCAAAUUGAGACAUUAUUAUUAGUUCAAAACUUGUUCUAAGAAAAUUAAUUAGAUGGUAAAUAAUUAUGAUUUAUAUUAUAUUUACAAAUUUUACCAUAUUUAGAAUGUAUGUUCUUUUUGACACUAAUGCACUCAGUCAGUAGGUGUAAUAUUUUACAAGAAUUAUUCUAUUGAUUAGUUAGUUUUUGGUUUUAUUUUAUAAAACGUUAAAUUUUGAUUAAUGUUUUUAUCAC
Molecule: messenger RNA, 540 nt
Organism: Brassicogethes aeneus
Lineage: Eukaryota; Metazoa; Arthropoda; Insecta; Coleoptera; Nitidulidae
Source: the annotation of a GenBank genome assembly